This is a messenger RNA of Ananas comosus (pineapple), 2159 nucleotides long. RefSeq names its product F-box/WD-40 repeat-containing protein At5g21040. The coding region runs from base 230 to 1960 and encodes 576 amino acids. The transcript is spliced from 2 exons. Gene Ontology annotation, cellular component: preribosome, large subunit precursor. NCBI's taxonomy places the organism in Eukaryota, Viridiplantae, Streptophyta, Magnoliopsida, Poales, Bromeliaceae. The record is from RefSeq and is a predicted model, not a curated record. Gene Ontology annotation, molecular function: protein binding.
UUAUUAAAAGAAAAAACCCCCCAAUUUCGCAAAAAAGUCGCCCUAAUUUCUUUCUCCGACCUUUAAAUCUCCUCGCGGGGGAAGUGCUCAAGAGAUCCCCCACGUCCGAUCCAGAGAACCCCUAGGGUUUCUCCUCCCACACGUUGAUUUCGAGGGUUUUCCGACGUUGUCAAUUACCCUUUUGAGGUGACCUCUUUGAAGGCUAAUUCGGCGGUGGGAUUGUUCUUUUAUGGCCUUUGAAUGCAAGGACAAUAUAGGAUACUCGUCACCCAACAAUUGCAACUCUAGUUCCUGGGACAAAGAACCUGUUUUGGUGAAUCCGAAAACGCAACUGUAUAAUCUUUGUGCAACUACAACAGCAAAUUCAAGUAGAAAACACCAUAGCAAAUCAAUCAUUUCGCAACCCGUUUCCGCGCUCCCUUCGGAGCAGGUUGACUCUAAAUCUAACAGCAACACUACCGCCGACGAUUCGGCUCGAAAUGGCAACAAACGAUCGUUUAAUGAUCUCCCUCCUGCCUUAGUCUGUGAGAUCCUCCAAUGCCUCGACGCGAAGGAGCUCGGGAUUGUUUCUUGCGUCUCGACCCUUCUUAAUAGCCUAGCGUCGGAUCAUCAUGGCUGGAAGAACUUCUACUGUGAAAGAUGGGGCAUGCCUCCACUUUUGUGCUCGAAGUCAGUCCCCGUGUCGGGGACCUCGGUUGAGAAGUCGUGGAAGGACAUGUUUGUGGAGCGGGAGUUCAGGAGCAGAUCGUUCAUGGGGAGGUAUAGCAUUGAUGUUCUCCAUGGACACACGGAAGCUGUUCGUGCCGUAUUUCUCCUCCAGUCCGCGAAGCUCAUAUUUACCGCUGGGUACGAUUCGGUGGUUCGCAUGUGGGACAUGGAAGAAGGGCUGUCGAUUGCGGCGUCCCGCUCUCUCGGUUGCACCAUCCGAGCUAUCGUAGCUGAUUCUAAGCUUCUAGUGGCCAGUGGGACUGAUGCCUUCCUCCAGUGCUGGCAAGCCGUUGAAGGGAACACACAUCUUUUUGACAUCACUGGGAGCACUGCAGACCCUAGUGUCGAAUUCCGCCUCUGGGGGCACGAAGGCCCUGUGACUUGCCUUGCCUUGGACUCCGCACGAAUCUAUAGUGGCUCAUGGGAUAUGAGCAUUCGAGUAUGGGACCGGUCUCGGAGGAAGUGCUUGAGAACAUUGAAGCACGGGGAUUGGGUAUGGGCUCUUGCCCCUCGCGGAUCCACCAUUACUAGCACAGCUGGAAGAGAUGCAUACAUUUGGGAUAUUCAGAGUGGUGAACCAAUUACCGUAAUUAGUAAUGCCCAUGUGGGUAAUGCUUUUUCCUUGACCCGUUCACACUUGGGGAAUCUGCUAUUCACUGGAGGCGAAGACGGUACCAUUCACAUGUUUGAGAUCAACGAAGACUGCGACUGUGACGAUAUUAAGCCUGCUGUCACUUGGGUCCCGCACACUGGUCCUGUUCAUUCUCUCACUUUUGAGUAUCCAUGGCUUGUUUCCGCUGGUGGUGAUGGCCGAAUUGCACUGAUCGAUGUGAGAAAACUUCUAAUUCCCAGCCAGAAGUCUUCAUUGAGUAAAUUUUCUGGGGUUUCAAGAGUUAAGCAGUCGGCUCUAGGUGCAGUAGAGCCACCGCAGAGGAUGCUUAGUGUUCAUGGAUUUGGGUGCAACCUCUUCUCUGUGGACAUUGGAGCAGAUAGGAUUGUAUGUGGCGGUGAGGAGGGUGUUGUUAGGGUUUGGAACUUCUCAGAAGCGCUCGAGAUUGAGAAGAGGGUUCGAGCCCUUAGAAGUGUUAGGCUGGAGAAUAGGAUGAGGCGGCGCAAGGCCCAAAUAGAGAUUAACGGUAAUGGUGGAAAAGGCGAUCAGUGUUCCGUCGCUGCUAAAAGGAACCAAUUGAAUGCGGACAGAAACGGCGUUUGGCACAGCAAACGUGGGGUCAGUGGCAAACUCAAGGCUUAGGUUGGGGUUUUCCGAUGUGCUCACUCUCUGAUUGUUCUGUAGAUUAGGUUUUGAUUUGAACCUUUCCUGUUGUUGUCGGUAGUUCAACGAUUUCCUACUUUUGUGUGUUGGUACUUCAAUUCAACCAGUCCAUAGUCCAAUUAACACAUUGCUAUUUUCAUUACGUUUAAUCUCCUGCAAAUUACUAUUCCUUUUCUAA